Molecule: messenger RNA, 1539 nt
Organism: Bemisia tabaci
Lineage: Eukaryota; Metazoa; Arthropoda; Insecta; Hemiptera; Aleyrodidae
Product: transmembrane protein 198
Cellular component (GO): plasma membrane
Source: RefSeq, a predicted model, not a curated record
CGCGGCUCGGCAGUUGCUACCCGACGCUCGAUGCUCGAGGCCGCGCCGCGACCCGGCUCCUGUUGGCGUUCGCGUUUGUUUACCUCCGUUUGUUUACACUCGACGAUUCCGAUCCCGAGUCAAUGUCGCCUGCGCCCGCCAAGGAAGCGCCAACGCGCCGCGAGUGACAACGCGCCUCCUCAUGAGCGACGUGAAAUUAUGGUGAAGUGAAGUUAAGUUUUCCCGUUGGAUAAUUCGCUGACUCCGCCCAAGGAUCUUUUUCCCAUAUGUCUGCAGACCAACUUGUGCCGGUAGGAAAUGGGCCUGAAGACGUGGGGCCCCCCUAUAACGUGACAGUUGGCAGCCCGACGGAGGACACCGUUCUUGUUCUCACCGAAAAUUGUCUCCAGAGGCCUGUCUGGAUCACCUCUCAAAAUGAUAUUCCGACCUUCGUACUCGCUGUGCUGUACAUAAUUUUCGGAAUCCUCUAUACAUUAUUCGGUUAUAGAUGUUUCAAAACGGUGAUGUUCCUAACUGGUUUUAUUUUUGGAUCAGUCCUUCUUUACUUGAUUUGUAUUCAAGAGGCUGUAUUUUCAACUUAUGGAAAUAUUUCAAUCGCACUAACAGCUGGCUUGCUGUUUGGGUGCAUCACGAUGCUAGUGCAAUACGUGGGCCUAUUCGUGCUUGGACUCCACUCGGGAGUUCUAUUGGCUGUGGCCGGUAUCGCCAUAGCAAGUCACACACCAUACGCUUCCACCUCCACUUGGCUCAAUGUUGGCAUCCUCAUGGGCUCGGCCAUCCUCUUCGCUCUCCUCAAUCUCCAUUGGCCCAAAGGGUUGACGAUCCUGGGGACUGCGGUCUACGGGGGCGCCAUUCAAGCCGCCGCUUGUGAUUUCAUGGUCGAGAGGUUCGAAAUGGUCCGCUGGAUUUGGGAGAGCGUCGCCAGGGUGAGCAGCUCCAACGCCUCGUCGUCCGUCCGACACUGCUGGUUCUCCUGGUUCAUCCUGGGCCUCUGGCCACUGGCCACUCUCACCGGCCUCUGUCUUCAGUGCGGUGUCACUGGCAGGGGCAUCCAUCACGAACAAACAAUUUCUGCAAAAAAAGCGGCGCGGAAAGCUGCACAGGUACAACAACCAAGGACAAAAGAACAACGAGCUGAAAUGAAGCAGAAAAACUAUAGGUAUCUCUAUCAAAUUCGCACCGCUCACGGAGAUAUUAUCAGUCAAAAUUACGUGCAAGCCCUCCAAAACAAAGGGAACCCGAAAAUGGGAACCGGGAUGACGAACGGGGAGAGCUCGACGCUGCAAUCGGACGCGACACACGUGACGAUCCUACCCGGAGAGACGGGAUUGGCCGAUGAAAGAAGCAGGGACUCCUUCGGGUCCCGUUACCGAUAACCUCAACCCCCGAACUUAUCUCUUGUAUAUUACGUUGAAACUUGAGCGCCCAACAUGAGGAACUGACAAUGGCGCCCUUGCAUGUGAGAGGAAUUUGCGAGUUCAGUACUAUUUGGACCACGUUAAACAGAAAGGAACCAAGCCACAUCAGCUAUUGCCAAAU